Oryzias latipes (Japanese medaka) is the source of this 6722-nucleotide messenger RNA. RefSeq names its product fibroleukin. Gene Ontology annotation, molecular function: extracellular matrix structural constituent; protein-macromolecule adaptor activity. Gene Ontology annotation, cellular component: fibrinogen complex. The record is from RefSeq and is a predicted model, not a curated record. NCBI's taxonomy places the organism in Eukaryota, Metazoa, Chordata, Actinopteri, Beloniformes, Adrianichthyidae. Gene Ontology annotation, biological process: fibrinolysis; positive regulation of heterotypic cell-cell adhesion; platelet aggregation.
CACUGUCACUGGGCUUUACAACUGAGUUGGGUGUAUAUACAGUCCCUCCUUUCUCUUGCCUCAUUCUUUCCUCUGAAGACAAUGAAGUUAACAGCACCAUGUGUGUUUGGGAGCCUACUGGCCUUUUUGAGUCUAUCUUGGAUCAAAGCAGAUGAGGAGGUCGUCCUGAAGGGUCAAGGAUUUGGGCCCUGUGUCGCAACUUUACGACCUGAGAGAGCGUGCUCGCCUGGACAGCAUGACGCCACGUGCCCUUACCUGCUCCAUCUGCCACCACUGACGGUUCAUUUGCCACAACAGUUCCAAGAGCUGGAGAAGAUCAUGCAGGACCUGCAGAAACUAAAGGAGAGCGUGGACGAACUGAGAGAGAUGUGUGCGAACUGUACAGUAAGCCAAACUGGGGGAGAGUGUGGGAGACAAAGUGGUGAACAUGAGAAGAUGACUGCAGGUAAGGGAACACGUGAGGAUGAGAGGACCUGGGUGCGUGUGAUACUUGAGAAAAAUGAUGGAGAUUUCAGAGAAGACUGUGAAAAAGACAAGAAAACAAAAAAGACAUAUGAGGAUAACACAGACGACUGGUUGGUUCAGGAAGGGAUGGAAGAUAAAAAAUUAGAAGCAGACAAAACUAAAAACAAAAAAGAAAUAGCAGAAAAGGAAACAAAAGAAAUUAUGUUAAAAAACAACAAAAAAACAAAGACAGGAAAAGCUAAACCUUUUGAUGAGACACAAAUGUCCACUGCAGACCCAAAUGGGAGUGCAGCUGAUUUGACGACAGAAAAAGUAGCUGAGAAAAAUCACUCAGAGCCAGAAAGAAAUAAGGAAGAUUCAACCAAAGAGGAUACAAGAAUAUAUCCUACAGAAUCAAGGCAGAGUGAAGAAGAGAAAUACAUACAGAAAUACACAAAAACUAAGGAAACUGAUGGAAUAUUUGUAUCUGCGAACCAGGAAUAUGGGGAAGAGACAAAGAAGACCUUGGGGGAUGGAGUGAAAGUGAACAGAAAUAAUGAGAAACCAGAACAGACUGAGCUCACAGAAAACGAGAGGACUAUAAAAGAAAUGGGCUCGGAUGAAAAAAGCAGGGCAAUUGGGAAAGAAAUCAAAACAGAGAGAGUGAACGGCGACGGGGAUGGAGAAUUGUCCUCCAGCAAAACAACUAAAAGAGCAGACUUUGUUUCUAUUAGUCCAACUCCCCAAUUCAAAAUGAGAACAGCUUCAAGGGUGGACUCGAUAGACUCAAGGAAAGUAAGAACUUUUACAUCAUCUCUUCCAUUGCCUUCUUUUCCCAUUUCCCCAUUAAGCUCAAUCACAGAUGUCAGUCAAAGCACAGCAGCUGGUCGUGGACCAACCCAAAGUACAGGCCCUUACACAGCUGGUGUUCCAGGGCCCCGAAGCUUUGAUGCAGAUUUGAGUACAGAUACCUUAGCAACAACCACAGUGGGUGGUCCAGGACUGCAGACCGUACCUAACUCAGCAUCCACAAGGAAACUUGAGGGACAACUCCAGGGCACCUCUACUACAACUCCAACAACAAUCCAUCAGACACCAUACAUGACUACAUCACCAAGAGUUGAAGAUGACAGCCACUGGAAAUCUAAGACUACUGGCAGGCGACCUCAGCCUGAACAAGAUAUGCACGCAGAUAAAAAGCCUCCACUUGGAACUAAGCCUGAAGCAAAGAAAAAACUAAAAAAUCCCCUAAAUAAACCUGGCCAAACUCUAUUUCCUGUCAAAAAGAGUCCACCCCAUCAAAAGGAAAAACCUUCACAACAAAAACCCAAAGCAAACAAAGCUAAACCUGACAGAGACUCAAUACAGCCCAAAAAUGUCAAACCUGUUCAAAAACGUUUUCCUGGUAUUUCAAAACCAAAUACCAAACCAAACCAAAAGAAAAAUUCAUUAGAUACACACAAACAGGGUCAAACCCCUGACCAAGAUGAAAUCACUUCUCAGUCAAUAACAUUUCCUUUAAAAUCACCACCUGCUGUCCUGAAACCUACAACUCACAGGCCUCAGAUUGUAAACACAACUUUGUCUGAUGAGCUUUCUUCAAAAACUGGUGGUUUAACGCCAAAACAAGAGGAAAAUCAUCCAAUUAAAUCAAAUAUAUUAUCUAAUGAAAAUCCUCUGCCUGGGUCUAAUUCCAAUUCUGAAUCAAAAUAUAAAGAAAAUGUAUCUGAACAAGAUCAUAUAACACCUGAACAGGAUGUUGAAUCAGACCUGAAGAUCCCAACAGGUCAUCUAAACCAAGAACCUAAACAUGAGCUGGAAUCUAAUUCCAAUCAAAAGGCUACAGUAAGACCUGAUGAAAAGCAUAACAUUGAGAUAAUUAAAGAAUUUAAGGAAAACAAAUUUUUAGAGACAAAUCCAGGACCCAACCAAAAUAACACGUGGCCCACUAAAAAGCCUACACUCAGCAGAAACUUCUCGAAAAUGAACCAGACUUCUAAACUUGAUCAAGCACCAAAGCAAAAUCCAAAAUUUAAAAAAACAGGGACAGGCUUGAAUAUAAACCCAAAUAAAAAACCCAAACCAGGACAACCACCACAAAAUAACCUAAAACCUAAAGCUCCCAGACCUGGACUAAAGCCUCAUCCAGGAUUUACACCUGUCCAGGACAAAUUCCACAAAGCACAGUCCAACAGAACCACAAAACCAAGGCCCCCUUAUCGAUUUAGACCUCCAACCAGACCUUCAUUGGAACCACCAGCAGAAACAAUUCAAAAGCCAAAUCCAGAAGUUCAACCACAGCCAGAGUUAACAAUGAAAUCAGGUGCAAAUCCAACUCAAUCCAGCAGGAAUUAUGAAACAAUGCAACCUACUUUUGGUUUUGUAAAAAGGAUAACAGAAGAUACUCAUACUCCACUGGACAAAAGUUCCAAUGUCAGUUUCAAGAAAACCACCACUGAACAACCAAAUAAUCCAAUAUAUUCAAGAGAAAGAUUUGAUGACAAGCUUUUGCUUGAGCCUAAAUCCAACCUAUACUCAACAUCUGAAGAAGAGAAAAGACAUCAACUGGUUACAUCAACAGCUGAUUGGGACAUGAAACCAACACAGAAGACCUCAACAGUUCAUCAAAACCCUAAGAAAAUCAAAGAGCUGGAAUCUGCAGAUGCUCCAACACCCACACCAAAACAUUUGGAAGAAAUAAAGGACGUUUCUGGUGAUAAUCCUCUUCAUGAACCAAAGUCCAAAGAAGAAUCAAAAACCAAACUGACUACAACCUCUGUUCAAACUACUGCAUGGCCCACUAAAAGGCCUACAAUCAGCAGAAACUUCUCGAAAAUGAACCAGACUUCUAAACUUGAUCAAGCACCAAAGCAAAAUCCAAAAUUUAAAAAACCAGGGACAGGCUUGAAUAUAAACCCAAAUAAAAAACCCAAACUGGGACAACCAUCACAAACUAAUCCAAAACUUAAAGCUCCCAGACCUGGACUAAAGCCUCAUCCAGGAUAUACUCCUUUUUGGGACAAAAUCAACAAAGCACAGUCCAACAGAACCACAAAACCAAGGCCCCCUUAUCGAUUUAGACCUCCAACCAGACUUACAUUGGAACCACCAGCAGAAACAAUUCAUAAACCAAAUCCAGAAGUUCAACCACAGCCAAAGUUAACAAUGAAAUCAGUUCCAAAUCCAACUCAAUCCAGCAGGAAUUAUGGAACUAUGCAACCUACUUUUGGUUUUGUAAAAGAGAUAACAGAAGAUACUCAUACUCCAAUGGACAAAAGUUCCAAUGUCAGUUUCAAGAAAACCACCACUGAACAACCAAAUAAUCCAAUAUAUUCAAGAGAAAGAUUUGAUGACAAGCUUUUGCUUGAGCCUAAAUCCAACCUAUUCUCAACAUCUGAAGAAGAGAAAAGACAUCAACUGGUGACAUCAACAGCUGAUUGGGACAUGAAACCAACACAGAAGACCUCAACAGUUCAUCAAAACCCUAAGAAAAUCAAAGAGUUGGAAUCUGCAGAUGCUCCAACACCCACACCAAAACAUUUGGAAGAAAUAAAGGACGUUUCUGGUGAUAAUCCUCUUCAUGAACCAAAGUCCAAAGAAGAAUCAAAAACCAAACUGACUACAACCUCUGUUCCAACUACUGCAUGGCCCACUAAAAGGCCUACACUCAGCAGAAACUUCUCGAAAAUGAACCAGACUUCUAAACUUGAUCAAGCACCAAAGCAAAAUCCAAAAUUUAAAAAACCUGGGACAGGCUUGAAUAUAAACCCAAAUAAAAAACCCAAACCAGGACAACCAUCACAAACUAAUCCAAAACUUAAAGCUCCCAGACCUGGACUAAAGCCUCAUCCAGGAUUUACACCUGUCCAGGACAAAUUCCACAAAGCACAGUCCAACAGAACCACAAAACCAAGGCCCCCUUAUCGAUUUAGACCUCCAACCAGACCUACAUUGGAACCACCAGCAGAAACAAUUCAAAAGCCAAAUCCAGAAGUUCAACCACAGCCAGAGUUAACAAUGAAAUCAGUUCCAAAUCCAACUCAAUCCAGCAGGAAUUAUGAAACAAUGCAACCUACUUUUGGUUUUGUAAAAAGGAUAACAGAAGAUACUCAUACUCCAAUGGACAAAAGUUCCAAUGUCAGUUUCAAGAAAACCACCACUGAACAACCAAAUAAUCCAAUAUAUUCAGGAGAAAGAUUUGAUGACAAGCUUUUGCUUGAGCCUAAAUCCAACCUAUACUCAACAUCUGAAGAAGAGAAAAGACAUCAACUGGUGACAUCAACAGCUGAUUGGGACAUGAAACCAACACAGAAGACCUCAACAGUUCAUCAAAACCCUAAGAAAAUCAAAGAGUUGGAAUCUGCAGAUGCUCCAACACCCACACCAAAACAUUUGGAAGAAAUAAAGGACGUUUCUGGUGAUAAUCCUCUACAUGAAACAAAGUCCAAAGACGAAUCAAAAACCAAACUGACUACAACCUCUGUUCAAACUACUGCAUGGCCCACUAAAAGGCCUACACUUAGCAGAAACUUCUCUAAAAUGAACCAGACUUCUAAACUUGAUCAAGCACCAAAGCAAAAUCCAAAAUUUAAAAAACCAGGGACAGGCUUGAAUAUAAACCCAAAUAAAAAACCCAAACCAGGACAACCAUCACAAACUAAUCCAAAACUUAAAGCUCCCAGACCUGGCCUAAAGCCUCUUCCAGGAUUUACUGCUUUUUGGGACAAAAUCAACAAAGCACAGUCCAACAGAACAUCACAACAAAGGCCUCUAUAUCGAUUCAGACCUUCAACCAGACCAACAUUGGAACCGCCAGCGGAAACCAACAAAAGGGUAAACCCAGAAGUUCAACCAAAGCCAAAUGAGGCAAACAAAACAACUCCAACUCAUAUUAGCUGGACCUCUUCUGAUGCCUUGCAAAAUACCAAUACCAAUAUUAUCUCAAGCACUAUUUCAGGAUCCACACCACCUAGUGGAGUACCUAAAUUUGACUCCACCUCAAAAAUAGCUGUCAGUGUGGAGAAAAGCACACUUGCAACCACAGUCCCUUACUCCAGUUCCAAAACUACCUUAACGAUCAGCCCUGACUUCAGGUCAGUGACCACUGCCACCUCUGGCUUUGACCCCCAGACCUCUGCUGACAGCACACUAGAGUUGCGUGUGAAGAUAAACCAGGUGGCGGCUUUUCCUUUUAACAGCCAGAGUCCAAACAGGAGGCCAGCAGACGAGCAUCCAAGGCAGAUCCCCAGAGGCACAGACAGAGACAAGACCUACAGACAACCAGAUAGAUUUCCGUUUCCAGCAAGGAGAGACUGCGCAGAACUCCUCAUGUUAGGGAACAAACACAGUGGAAUUUACCGUGUGUCCCCCAACCACCGCCACGCAAGCUUCAAUGUUUUCUGUGACAUGGAGCAGGAAGGUGGAGGAUGGACUGUUCUGCAGCGUCGAAUGGACGGGAGCGUGAGCUUCAACCGCACCUGGGCGGAGUACCGGUCCGGCUUUGGAGAGCUGAGUGGAGAGUUCUGGCUGGGCAACAAUAUGAUCCAUCUGCUGACCCAUGACAGGGACAUGGUGCUUCGGGUGGAGCUGGAGGACUUCAAUGGUGUGAGGGAGCAUGCGCAGUACGCGCACUUCAGCGUUGCUGGUGAGCAGCUGCAGUACAGACUGACGGUGGGCGGUUACACAGGCACCGCAGGUGAUGCUCUGCUCUUCAGCAGAAUGUACAACCACAACAAUAAGGCCUUCACCACCCCGGAUAAGGAUAACGACCGCUACCCCUCCGGGAAUUGUGGAGCCUACUAUAGCUCCGGCUGGUGGUUUGAUGCCUGUAUGGCUGCAAACCUCAACGGGAGAUAUUAUGCGGGACCUUAUAAAGGAUUGCGUGAUGGGAUUUUCUGGGGCACAUGGCCCAACAUAUCCAGAGAGUAUUACCCCACUAAUGACAGGCAUUCUUUUAAAAAUGUUAGAAUGAUGAUCAGACCUGUGGGUUUUCUGCCACCUUAAGUAGUAAAGAGGCUUUAAAAACUCAAACUGGUCUCAAAUCAAAUACUCAUAUUCAUCUGAAUUAACAGUUCCAAAUUGUUUAUCAUUUUAGCACAAUACUGUCAUCUUGUGGUGAUGCAUUUUUCAGAACAGUUUUGUUUAUCAAGAUGUGAAUGGUUGAAAUGGCUUUGUAUUUUUGACAGUUCUAUUAGAAUAAAAUAAGCUAUAUUUUAAAAGAUACAAUUAUGGCAACGUUCUCUCAAUUGUUAAAUAAAAAAAUCUAGGUCUGAACAUGA